UAGAAACUAGCACCGAGUCCCCCUUUCUGACUUCCCCGUCAUCUCAUCCUCCACUCCCCACUUCUCCCCUCCCCACCAGCUCUCCUUUCCCUUCCAUUCCAGCCACCCUAAACCUCCCUGAAGCCUUUCGAGGCAACUCUCCUGGUUGAGCUAGGCAAAGCCGAGGUCAAACCGAAAAGUCUCCGCGAGCCAUGGCUGCUGCCACCACAUCCGCCUCGUUCGCCACCUUCAGCGGUCUUCGUGCCGAGAAUGUGUCCGCGCGCCCCGCUGCGGUGACGUUCCCCGCAGCAGCGUCGCCCGCGCAGCAGGUGGUGGUGGCCACGAAGAAAGUGGUGAAGCGGAAGCAGAUCAUUCUGACGAAGAGCGUGCCGAAUGUGGGCAAGGCGGGCGAGCUGCUGUCGGUGCGGCUGGGCUUCUUCCGCAACUACCUCUUCCCGCAGGGCUUCGCCAAGACCGCCACGCCGCAGAUCCUCAAGCAGAUAGAGGAGGAGCAGAAGCGGAUCGAGGCUGAGAAGCAGAAGGUGCUGGAGGAGGCGCGCAAGGUGGCGCGGCAGCUGCAGACUGUGGGCGGCUUCACCGUCAGGCGCAAGGCCGGCACCGGCAAGUCCUUCUUCGGCUCUGUGAGUGUGAACGACAUCGUGGACAUCAUCAAGGCCAACACCAACAGGGAGAUUCCGAAGGCGGACAUAGAGAUGCCGGAGAUCAAGGAGGUGGGGCAGUACACCGCCACCAUCCGUCUGCACCCAGAGGUCACGGCCGACGUGCGCAUCAACGUCGUCGGCAAGUAGAGCCCGGCACAGCUCAAAACCACAGCUCACCGCACCGCUGGUCGUGGACUGACCAAGGGGGGAACAAGUCACAAGGCUGGGGUUAUGGUGAUGGAGCAAGGGAAGGGCCGUACCUAAGCAGGUUGUGCUGCAUCACCAGUGCUUUCUCAUGUUCAUCAAUGGUGUCCGAAUUCAGGGUUAUUUGUCUACUGCAAAAUAGCGAAUCUGGUAUCAAACAACUAGUCUCAACCUUUUAGUGUACGCACCUUCUACUUCAGACCAUAACGGACACUGACUGACUGAGCCUUUGCUG
This is a messenger RNA of Closterium sp. NIES-67, 1080 nucleotides long. Lineage: Eukaryota; Viridiplantae; Streptophyta; Zygnematophyceae; Desmidiales; Closteriaceae. The record is from the annotation of a GenBank genome assembly.